This is a messenger RNA of Fusarium verticillioides 7600, 2459 nucleotides long. RefSeq lists its product as hypothetical. The coding region runs from base 737 to 1171 and encodes 144 amino acids. Lineage: Eukaryota; Fungi; Ascomycota; Sordariomycetes; Hypocreales; Nectriaceae. The transcript has 2 exons. The record is from RefSeq and is a predicted model, not a curated record.
CGAUGACACAUGGCAUACAUAGACUAAGCACUCAUGAUAUCUGACUGUUCACAGUAACACGGUACCACCGAUGUUCUACUGUACAAACAAACAAGCAAUGAUCCGUCCUGUCAGACGAAGGACACGGCCUGGGAACGCCAAUUGAUUCCCGUUUUCUAAUCUGGCUGCCCUGAAUCGUGACAGAUAACAAAAGCUCACCGCAUAAAACGGUGUGCCACCGUACCGUCUGAUAACGGCAAGGAUGUGCUGCAGAAAAGAUUUCUUCCUUUGGUGUGGACCCUGAGGCUCCCUGUUACGGUUCGUAGCUCCAAUCAGGGUCUCAGUUCCGGCCAUUUUCAGCCAGUCAGACAGGCAUGCCAGGGAACGUCUCUUGUUGCAGGGAGGCUUGCAGAUGGCUUCACCAUGCAGUAGCUUUGCUCUGGCUCUGGCUCUGGCUCUGGCUCUGGCUCUGGCUCUGGCUCUGGCUCUGGCUCUGGCUCUAGCUCUGCCUCAUCUCAGGGGCCUCUAUUUUUCAAGGGCUCGGGCGCAAACUCAAACCUACAGUACAGGGCUCAUUUCUCGGCGUGAGAAUUAAUGCAAGGCCGACGACAUCGAGCGCCUGUUCCGCCAGAGAAACCGGAUUGAAAGGUGAUAGUAUCCACCGUCAAGCAGCUCAAUCAUGACGCCAAUACGGUCACCGUCAGGAGGAAGAGGCAUUGGCGAAGGUACCUACCUACCUACAUACCUUAGUACAUAGAUGCUCUCCCAACCAAGACCACGGAAAAUCAAGAGACGCUACGUCGAUACUUUGCAAAUCUGGCCCCGGUUUCGUUAUUUUCGCGCGCACAGUUUCGGUCCGUUGUUUUAUGUGACGUCAAGCCAGCUCCGCUCAGGGUCCGCUCGUGCCCCGCCAGUCCGGUCCGCAGCCCUAUCAGCCAUGCCGUCCGGCCCCACCAGGGAACACCGUUAUCCACCCAUGGUCAAGGCGGCCAUCUUCGGCUGCCCUGGGCGCCAUCACCAAACGAUUAUUCAUGCCAAACCCGUCUCACAAGUAUUAGCUCGUCCAGCAAUCGACAAUCAUGUUGCGAUCUGGAAAAUGAGAAACAGACAUGAAAGAAAUAACGCAAUUGCAACGAGUAUCGUAACAGGUGGAGAGAUGAAGGUUGCACAGGCAUCGCAUCUAUGUAGGUAAUGUAUCUGCAACACAGACCAUCCAAUACAAGAUCUGUCCCUGAAAGCAUGUGAAACGCGAUAGCCCUUAUCACCCCUACCGGGUUCAGAUCUGCAUAUGGAAGCACAAGUCUACAGGGUCCUUAUACAUACAUACGCUGAAAGGGUUCGGUUCGUCCAUGGGCCCUGAAUUGGCGGUUUGUUGUUGGCUGGCUACAAGUCACUGCACCGGUCUGCCACAUCAGUCCAACCGAGCUUGGCUUAGCUGGUCUUGGCUCGGCUCAGCUCAGCCUUUACUGUCUGUCAUCUUUUGAUACGGUAGUCAUCGUCGUCAUUGGAUUGUGCUCUACCGCUUUUCUGUCAUACAAAGCACUCCUAUGUCAUCAAACUCAAGCAUGCAUCUGUCGGCGUCGUUAUCUGCUUGCCCUUCCAUUCCCGCCGUGAAAGAAUUACAUACAGCUCGUUGGACCAUCAUAUAUCCCUUGGCGGCCUCCUAAACGACCUUUAGGACAAUCUUUGGCUGGGAUCAUGGAUCAUAGUGCUUGGCGUCCCAAUAUCAGCAUGUCUCGAUCAAACGUCCGCGCCGACGCGGGGCAUGCGCGCGAUUAAUACAACUCUUCCUUGCAUCAUCCUUGUGGUUGAUUAACGGAGCACAACGUUGGACGAAAACUAACAAUGAGCGGGAAACACUGUGGAGAAUGAAUGAAUGGUACAGUGCAGUGCAGUGCUGUUGAUUGUGAGUUAAGUACUCCGUAUUACGGUACACUUUGACGGUGACAUGAGGGAACCACAAUAUAACCAGAAUUGUCGAUGUUUUUCUGGUGGUUGGAUUUCCUCUCCUUUGACAGCUGUCCCUGAUGUCACUGUACAUAGCAUUCUCUGCAGAAGUUCUAGAAACAAGAACUGUCAAAACAGAGUUCAGAAUUUGCAGAAAAUAGCGGCAAUUAAUUUUGACCGUCGUCUGGAAGCCCAAGCAAUUGUACAGAAUACAGCUUCGGUCGACUCCCGUCCUUAGAUCCUAGCAACCUCCUGCUUAUCACUUCCUCGUUACGGUGACACCUCCCGCCUACCGUUCAGCCCGUUCUGAAUCUGACGGAAUAUAUCUCACGUUUCCUUGGUUUGUGAUGGAGGGUGAGAACAACGAUAAUCUUGAGCAAUUGGGCGUGACAGAACGGACACGGUGCAGGAGAUCGACAGUAAAUAAUAUCCUUUUAUAUGCAUGGCAAAAAAAGCCGCGAUAUGCGGAUUGGCUUUGGUCUAAUUACUCUGUACUUCCAGUCUAAUACAAUAAAUGUGUCUGUCUCCUGUCA